Molecule: messenger RNA, 2647 nt
Organism: Boeremia exigua
Lineage: Eukaryota; Fungi; Ascomycota; Dothideomycetes; Pleosporales; Didymellaceae
Product: signal peptide peptidase-domain-containing protein
Exons: 2
Coding region: 500-2341 (613 amino acids)
Biological process (GO): membrane protein proteolysis
Cellular component (GO): membrane; cytoplasmic side of endoplasmic reticulum membrane; lumenal side of endoplasmic reticulum membrane
Molecular function (GO): aspartic endopeptidase activity, intramembrane cleaving
Source: RefSeq, a predicted model, not a curated record
UGUGGCGAUCACAGCCUUGCGUGCAGAUCCUUUGACCCUGCAGCGCAGAUCGUGAACGGUGCGGGAAGAAACCAACAAUGCAAACAAGGGUACAGCUAAGCGAGGCUACGUCAUGUUUGAUCUGUUUGCAACCCCGCAACUCACAUUUGUUUAGCAACCGCGUUUGCGAGAUCCAACAGCAUUGCAGGCGCACGCUUUUGCUCUUCCCCUCAUGGUGCAUUUGUUGUGUGGCAAAACUACCUUCGCUUUGUUUCCAUCGAACUAAACGCGUGUGGAUCGCAAUACAGGACACCGUGUUCUCUGACAGCUGCUGAAGCACUGCUUUGCGCAUCGCGAAUCGCGACCUGACUUUCACUCCAAGUUUGUUCGCGAACCACUGCACCGCCACCAUACAAAGGUCGAAGUCACCUUCAUUAGCGUUUCACACGCUGUCUUCUACGAACAGUACUCUACCCCUCACAGAUCUUUACACCAGGCCGCACCGCCUACUUCUGCCAUCAUGGCGGACGCUGAGCCAACACUCGUCGCCCAAAUCUUCGAACGCCUUGCUUAUGAGUUUGCAGAGGCGCGGCCCAUGCUGCCAACCUAUCUGCAUCUGAUCGCCUCCGCCCUCUUCCCUAUCUAUACCGGCGCGCACGCCUCGCUCUCCCGCCCAUCCACCGCCGCGAAACCCUCGAAGAAGAAGGAUCGUAAAGCCCUGCUUCGCAAGGGAUCGGAUACUGAUGACGAUGCCGAAUCGAGCGAUGAUGACGAAGAGGAAGAGGAGCAGCAUAACAUGGAGGGGUUAUCCCCCAAAGACGCCCUUCUCAUGCCACUCUUCGCAGGCAUCGCACUUUCGGGGCUGUACUUCCUCCUGAAAUGGAUGAACGAUCCGAAGCUGUUGAACAGAAUCCUCAAUGCUUACUUCGCCAUCUUCGGCGUCUUCUCCGUCUCAAAGCUCGUCACGGACGUUCUGGAUAUCGGCCACUCGAUCAUCUUCCCACGACGACAUGUCAUUAAUGGCACAUUGUACCAUAUCAACAGCAAAGAAGAGAAGGCUGUACCAGUUGCGGGCGAUACCAAGGGCAAGAAGGUGCUCAGCACACCUCUACCCGGUUUCUUGGCAAGGACGCCUUUGAAUGACAGUCUGCGAAAGGUUGUAUGGAACGAUCGGGCCAUGCCAGCAAACAAGUGGUCAUUGAAGCUGUAUUUAUACCGCGCACUCGCUGCCAAAUUUAAAGUUGGAGCGCACGAUAUCGUGGGUGCACUGACCGGACUGUGUGUUGUGGCAUACUUUAACUUUGUGGACAAGCCGUGGUACCUUACCAAUCUCCUUGGAUUUGGCUUCUCCUACGGCGCACUACAGCUCAUGAGCCCAACUACGUUCGCCACAGGAAGUCUCAUUCUCGGAGCGCUGUUCUUCUACGACAUCUACUUCGUCUUUUACACACCUAUGAUGGUGACCGUAGCUAAGUCCCUUGACGUCCCCAUCAAGCUCAUGUUCCCUCGUCCUGGCGACCCGAACCAUCCCAACUCAGCUCCGUCUCACGCCAUGCUCGGCCUGGGUGAUGUGGUCUUACCAGGUAUCGUCAUUGGCCUUGCACUUCGCUUCGAUUUGUACCUAUUUUAUCUUCGACGCCAGAGACACACAUCCGCAACGUUAGCAGCAGAAUCUGAGAUCACCCAAAAGGCAGAGUACUUUCCACUCGCCGGACGCUGGAGCGAUCAUUUCUGGACUCACUCCUUGAUUGGACAACCGCUUUGGGUAAAAGAUGACAAGAGGCCUGAAGCGCCUUUCACGUUCCCCAAAACUUACUUCAAGGCUGGUUUGGCAGGGUAUGUGCUCGGUUUGCUUGCUACACUGGGCGUCAUGAUGAUCUGGGACCACGCUCAGCCUGCGCUUCUUUAUCUUGUUCCCGGCGUUCUGGGUAGCCUCUGGCUUACUGCAGUGGCUAGAGGCGAAUUGAGCUUGAUGUGGAACUACACAGAAGCUAUUGACGAAGAAGAAAAGUCUGGCGAGUCUGGGAAGGAUGACACUACCACCAACAAUAUCAGUACUGAGGAGAAGAAGCGUGUCACUCGGUCGGAAAGCAAAGCUGCGAUGACUGCUUCUGGAGACAGUGAGGGUGAUAUCGAGGUCACCCAUCGACGCCGAAGCAGGCGCAGCAGACCAGAGCGCGAGGUCUUUUCUUUCGUCAUUGAGGCGCCAUCGACAGUGGAAAAGAGCAAGGCAAACAAAAAGCAUGCUCGUCCUUCUACAGCUGGCGGGGCCACCACGGAAGCAAAGGGCACCAAAUUUGGUCAGAGUACAGCUGUGAAUGUAAGUGCUGAGCCGGCAGGAAAGAGGCAGAAGUUGCGGUGAGCCCAGAACGGCGUGGAACUUGUUACUUUGCAUGUGCUGCAUAGCGACGGCGUUUAAUGCAUUUCUGGCGUACUUUCCGUCAUAAAUACUGGUACGUAUGGUACCAUUGAAGUUCCCAUGCUCUCUGUAGUAUGUACUGAAGUGCCAUUCUUUGACAUGCAUGGAUUUAUGUACAAAUGCUCGAGACGACCAUCACAUCCAUGGCUCCUCAUCAAACAUUUGCCAUAUAUUCGCUUCCCACAUGAUUCUAAUCAGUCUCAUCUCGCUGGGUCUGAUUUGAUCGCGCAGUCUUACGAAUGAAAUACG